This is a messenger RNA of Protopolystoma xenopodis, 1569 nucleotides long. Lineage: Eukaryota; Metazoa; Platyhelminthes; Monogenea; Polystomatidea; Polystomatidae. The record is from the annotation of a GenBank genome assembly.
AUGUCUUCUAUACUUCGUGCCCAUCGUCAUCCACUUCCUCGUGACAACUCAUCAUCGUUCAGUAACCGACGGUCACAUGUUUCUGCUGGUUUUCCUGCCAUAUCUCCUUGUCGGGGACGGGGCUUGGCUCCAAGUCAAAUUCGUGGCCGAGGUCGACAGCAUUUGCACCGUGCAAGCACCACUACUCAUACUACAGAUGAAGCUUCAAAAUCCCAUUCUCCUGGUGGGCAAGCUUCUUCUCAUGGCUCAAGGGAUGCCUCCUCUGGUAGUGAGUUGCUGGCUGGCCCAUAUUCUCGUUCACACUCUCGCUCGCACUCCCAUAGCCACUCUCGCUCCCGCUCCGUUUCCAGCAUCUCUUCGGUUUCCGGCUCUCCAAUUUCUUCGCGUGGUUCCUCAUUUUCUCUAGUUUCCUGUCGAUCUCCAGGAGAAGUGAAGUUUCGCCUUAGUCAAGGGCGUGGUGAUGGAGGCCGUGUCAGUUCAGAUCACGUCUCUAAAUGUCGCCGUCAAGAUCGCCAAAAUGAUGGUAAUGCACAGACAUCCUCAACUGGGGAGCUUUCUAAAGGCCGUCGAAAUCGUCACCAUCGUCAUCAUCGUCAGAACCAUAAUCGAUGCGGGCACUACAACAAUCCCGAUAAUGACCAGCAAAAGCAUUUACCAUGUGUUGAAGUUGAUGAGAAUGGCCUCCACCGUCGUCGGCGACGUCAUCGUUCUGAUUCACACUCCGAAGAUUCGCCGUCCAGUCUAGAUCAUACCGAUUUAUCAAAUGAAACAAAAGCUUUUCAGCACCAUUCUCGAUGUCACCAACCUCUAACCUCAUCUAAUCAUUUCGGAAGUCUUCGAAUUCGGAGACGUUCACAUCGCAAUGAUGCUGCUGCUAAUAUUGUUAAUGGAUAUCGAGAUUCUCCACUUUCUAAUUCUUGCUACUCACUUUCAUCCUCUUGUUCUUCUUCCUCUUCCAAAUCGAUUUGUUUAGAUAAUAGUCAUGUUUCUACUUCUGUGGCUGCAGGCUCCACUCCAGCAACCCUUACAAUUGCCGUAAAUUCUGCAACUGCUACCAUUGCUACUUCUCCUAAUGCAAGUAAUUCGCAGGCAAGGCGCCCAAGGGGCCGGCCAAGACGUACCGAACAAUUGGGACAGAUUAAUUCAAUUAAAAUUGGCCAGACAUUAUCUGUAUCAGAGGUGACUAGUACAUUACCUUUGUCACCAUCAGUAAACGCUUCAGGGAUCUCUCCGAUACCAAAACCGGCUUCUUCCUCAGCUGAAUCUGGUUCUGAAUCCUAUUCAGCUGCUUCCUCUGCCAUAUGCUCCUCUUCCCGUUCUUCCCUUUGGUCAUCGCCCUACUCAUCUCAUGCUUCAGCCGAUGCUUCCGGAUACUGGUCAUCUCUGGACGCAGUCAGUGCUGUCACCUCUUCCCUCUGCUCUUCUACUUGUGCUUCAGGCUCAGAAUUCUCCGAUGGGGAGCAGAUGACUAACGAUUUCCCUCUUAUGGCAAAUUUGCCACCCUCCAAUAGCCAGCCCAGCCUUGGUGAGCUGAUUUCUCAUUAUUGCUUUCUUCUUAUUCAACUUUAA